Molecule: messenger RNA, 414 nt
Organism: Dioscorea cayenensis subsp. rotundata (Guinea yam)
Lineage: Eukaryota; Viridiplantae; Streptophyta; Magnoliopsida; Dioscoreales; Dioscoreaceae
Product: serine carboxypeptidase-like 42
Exons: 4
Coding region: 1-414 (137 amino acids)
Biological process (GO): proteolysis
Molecular function (GO): serine-type carboxypeptidase activity
Source: RefSeq, a predicted model, not a curated record
AUGGCGAGGCCCUCCGGACCCAGUGGCAGCCCCACCGGUGACAUUGGUGUUUUGGAUUACAACAACACAGAUGGAAAUAUCAACAUCCUUCCAUUGCUCAAAACCAUAAUCAGCCACAAAAUACCAGUAUGGAUCUUCAGUGGUGAUCAAGACUCAGUUGUUCCAUUGUUAGGAUCUCGAACACUUGUACGAGAACUAGCACAUGAGAUGAAACACAGCAUUACAGUUCCAUAUCGCACAUGGUUCUAUAAAGACCAGAUAUGGAUGACAGAGUAUGGGAACCUGCUGACAUUUGCUACUGUGAGAGGUGCUGCUCAUAUGGUUCCUUAUGCACAACCAGGAAGAGCUCUUCAACUCUUCAGGUCAUUUGUGAAAGGACAGAGACUCCCAAACAUAACACAAAUUUCCUUUUGA